Molecule: messenger RNA, 3590 nt
Organism: Orbicella faveolata
Lineage: Eukaryota; Metazoa; Cnidaria; Anthozoa; Scleractinia; Merulinidae
Product: solute carrier family 67 member A2-like
Biological process (GO): transmembrane transport
Cellular component (GO): membrane
Molecular function (GO): transmembrane transporter activity
Source: RefSeq, a predicted model, not a curated record
UGAAAGGUUUGCAGGAAGACUCGUUUUGAAACACUGAGACACAAGGUAACUUGGAAAUGGCCAAUUUGACCAGUGGAUAAAUCUCAAUCUUUUAUCCGGAGUCUCCCCUCCAGUUUAUCAGCAGUCAGAAAGCAAACAGCCCUGGACAGUUCUGAUUGUAAGUCUGGAAAUAUGGAACUUCCAGUUGAAUUGCACAUGCAUAUUGGCCAAACACACAUAUUUGUUUUUCUCUGUGUUUUAUAUCUGUUCAAUUUUAUUGUUUCUACAGUAAAGAAUGAAAACUUGAGCUAUGAACUGGAGCCUAAAUGUAUUUUUUUAUAUAGUUUUUCCUCCAUCAGUUUAAAAGAACUCUCAAAAUAGGACGAAAUCCAGAUGGGCAAAUUCCUGGUCAGGCCCGGGAGGGGACUUCCUUAUAAAAAGGAUCAGUGUGCUUGUCAUACAUGUUAGGGGUUGGAAAAGUGGUUUUGGUACCACUUUGAGUGUGCAGCCUCAAAAGGUCCACAGCAGGAGAUUUCACAGUACCCUUUAGGGUAUUGAGCAGAAAAAAAAAUAUUACAGGAGAUAUUUGGCAAUGAACUUUACGAGUAGAAGGUAUUCCAAGCAAUCAUCUUAUCGCUAAUGAAAUUUCUAACCCUCACCCUAAGGGUUAAAACAAUUUCAAGCCACGCCCGCAAAACAGGAUCUUGGUACCUCUAUAGGGGUUCCUUCCAACAAGCACCCCCAUCCUUUUCAUAUGGGAGUCCACCCAUGGAAUCAGGUUUCAAGAUACUUUUCAGACUAUUACCCUGCAGGGAGACCUUGAAGUCUGAAAUUGAGUGGUGCUUGUUAAUCUUGGCAGGUUCUAUAUACGGAGGUCUUCAGUUCUUUUCCAGCCCUGUCAUAGGCAGACUCAGUGAUAUUUAUGGCAGAAAGCAGCUUCUUUUAGUGAGCCUGCUGGGAGCAGCUGUGAGUUAUUUCCUGAUGGCAUUUCCAACAACAUUACUUUUCCUGGCAUUAAGUAGGAUUCCUAUAGGGAUUUUCAAGCACAGUCAAAGUAUUGCAAAGACAUAUCUUUCUGAUGUUUCACCGUCUGUUGAUCAACCCAAGGUGUUGGGCAAUUUCAAUGCUUUCUCCAGUCUUGGCUUUGUGAUUGGUCCAUUGAUUGGCGGCCACUUGGCCAUGGAGUCAAAUGGGUUCUCCAAGGUGACUGUCUUAACUGGAUGUAUUUUUGUGAUCAAUUUUUUCUUCGUGUGGUUCUUUAUGGCAUCUGUGGAACAAGUCAAAGGACACUCUUCCAUGCGACAAGAACAAGUACUAAUUGAUGAUGAGAGUGAAAAGAGCACUAACAGAAAAAUUACUGAACAUGAGAAUGGAGGACUGGAACAUGACAAACUGCAUGUUAGGCACCACAUGCCAAGUAAAGUGGGCAACAGUACAUCAUCAAAUUUUACCAGUGUAUAUAAAAUUUCUUCAAUGAGCUCCACUCUGGACUUGUUGGUCAUUCGAUUUGUCAUGGGAUUUUCAAUGUUAGUUUUCCGAAGCAACCUUAAUUCCAUGCUAGAAUUUCACUUUAAUACCAGUCCGAAAACCAAUGGCUACCUUAUGUCAUAUAAUGGGUUAGUUGGCGGGUUUUCUGGAAUUCUUGUAGGCCAAGUAUCAAAAUUCUACAAUCACAAUGAUGCAAAAAUGCUGUUGCAUUUCUCACUUAUUCUUACAGCAUCAAUCCUAGGGAUAACAUUUUCACCCAGUAUCUUCUUUGUUGCUGUCUUUAUCGCGCCACUUGCCGUAUCAAGUGCUGUGUCACGGGUGUGCGUGACCAACCUCACAUUCCGAAGAAGUCGUGGGGAUGAGAAAGGGAUGAUCUUUGGGGUAGGGAAUUCCUUGCUGUCAUUUGCACGUAUGAUCUCCCCUGCACUGGGUGGUGUCACUCAGGAAGCAAGUGUGUAUGCACCAGGUAGUAUUGGGGCACUGAUCGCUGGGACUGGUGUGCUUGUCAUGGUACUCUUUCCACCAGAUAGACUCAUAGUGAGUACAGACAAGAAAAAAGACAAGUGAUCAUUUUGCGGGGGUAAUGUUAAGUAUUGGAGAAUUUCAAAUGAACCCAUUGUAAAGGAAGAGUUUCGUGGUUCGGUGCAAGACCAAGUUUUCUUGUGAGAAUAAAAUGGCUUUUUCCCUUUCUUACUAACCACAUGUUCUGCCGUUAUCUAAUUUGGGUAAGCAGAAUAUCUGAUGUCCAAAUUUUGUGGAAGAUAUCAACGGAUUUACAUAGAAAGUGCCAAAUUAAUGAACAUAGAAUUUGUUUUACAGGCCAAAGAAUUUAGUCUGGACACAUGCCUAAGUUGUCUACUCAUGUCCAACUGGUUCAUAAACAAUGGAAUUGAGUGGUGCUUGGGAUUCAGUACAUAUACAAAUAACUCUAAUGAAAAAGAUUCACCUCUAUUGUUUUUGCGAUUGAACGUAAAACUUUCAAAGAAAAAUAUCUUUCGAAAGUCAUCCGCCUGCUUUUGAUCAUUUCAUAAACAAUGAAAUUAAAUGGGUUAAUGUUACAGCUUGCACAGUGCCGAGCCAUGAAACUAUCCCUUCAACAGCCACCUCUCUGCAACAACUCCCAUCCUCUGUACGGGCUAACCCAAAAAUGUAAAUUAUAUCACAAUCUCUUGAUAACAGGCUGUUCUAUACAGUGGUCUCUUAAUUCUGAAUAAAAAGAACUGUUAGUUACCUUCAUAAGGUUUAUCAAAAAGACAUACAUGUAUUUCAUAACAGAUUUUAUCUUAUUGGUGUAAUAGCUAAUUUUACAGUCUAAAUGUACUUGAAAGAAAUCUUGUUUUAGAUGUUAUUCAUAUUGAUUUCAUCAAUUACUGAUGCUUCACAGGAGAAAUUUGUUGUUCCAGAAAAUCUCCAUUCCCCUCCCACAGAGAAAAUGUUUUGUCUGACCCCCACCCCUCCCCACUACACUGAGAUUCCAAUAAACCUUCCUCCUUCAUUUCUGACAAUGACUUUCUCUUGCGAUGGAUGUGAGUAUUUCCUAGAACUGCAAAAACUAAUAAAAACUAAAUUUUCCACUUGAAGUCAUUACAGGCUGGCUGUAACAAGCCUUUUGAGAAAGAAUUUUACUUUGAAAAUUGUUUUCGAUAUAACUUUUUUUAUUUGACUAUAGUUUUGUAAAUUAUACCCAUGUGCAUGUACUAUUGGAUCAAGGGUCAACGUACAGCAAAGAAUAAAAUUCUUGCAGAUAAGCUGCAUGCUACCAGUAAAAAGUAAACUUGAAAGUGUCUCGAGACUUGAUGUAAUACUUUUGUGUACUUAGAAUUGAUUCAAAAUGUGCAAGAUUUGUCACUAGGUUAACUGGUCAAAGAUGUUAUUUACUAGAAGUUAAAUUUUUAUUCAAAAAAUGUGUCAUUCAAUAAUUAGGAAUAAACAAUAUUAUUAUUAUUCAGUAAACUGAUAUUUAAAUUAUAUGCUGAAUUUGAUGUCCAAGGUUUGUCCAGACAAUGUGCUUGUUCAUCACUGAAAACCUACACGUACAUGUACAUUUGUAUAGAUUAAUUUGUAAAUAGCACAGACUGUUCUAAAGAAACAGUAAAAUAAAGAAUAUUUAGUUGUCUUGUCAA